GUCUGAAACUCUAGUCCAGUCUUAAUCACACAAUCCUCGUGUAAACGCUGUAAAACAAGUGAACAAGUGAACUAAGAAUUAGAAAUAUAGAAAGAUAGAAAAUUGCAAGGUGCAGGUUUGCGCCGUCUUUCGAUAUUUAGGAGAAUAUUUGAAGAAUGACGACGUUGAACUCUCUUUUCUCCUUCACUAGUCCAGCAGUUAAACGUCUAUUGGGCUGGAAACAGGGAGACGAAGAGGAGAAAUGGGCUGAAAAGGCUGUGGAUGCGUUAGUAAAGAAAUUGAAGAAAACAAAAGGAGCAAUUGAAACAUUAGAACAGGCCCUCUCCUGCCCUGGACAACCCAGUAAAUGUGUUACUAUUCCCAGAUCUCUUGACGGCAGAUUACAGGUGUCCCACAGAAAAGGUUUGCCCCAUGUAAUCUACUGCCGAGUAUGGAGAUGGCCUGAUCUACAAUCUCAUCAUGAACUCAAACCUUUAGAAAUAUGCGAGUUCCCAUUCACAAGUAAACAGAUGGAGGUGUGCAUAAACCCAUAUCAUUAUAAGAGAGUAGAGUCCCCUGUCAUGCCUCCAGUUUUGGUUCCGCGGCAUUCAGAGUUUGCACCAGGUCACUCUCUACUCCCCUAUCAGCAGAUACCUGAACCCAAUAUGCCUCAUAAUGUUUCAUUUAACCAGAAUGGGUAUCCUGGUCCUCAUAGUCCAUAUAACCCUGGACCACAUAGUCCCAUCUCAGUACCUAGUCCUGGCAGUACUGUAUCAAACCAUACAGGUAAUCCACACUCUCCCUUCUCUCUAGGCCCUGAAACCCCUCCACCCGCCUAUUCACCUCAUGAUGACGGUAGCAGCGGAGAGCGCCCGCCGGAUGGAUUAAAUAUGGAGACAGAUAACAGUCCUCAUGCUGAACCUGUACCUUACCAGGAGCCCGUGUACUGGUCUAGUAUAGCCUACUAUGAGUUAAACAGUAGGGUAGGUGAGGUGUACCACGCUAACACUCAUAGCAUCAUCAUUGACGGGUUCACCAACCCUUCAAACAAAAACAACAACAGAUUUUGUCUGGGUCAGCUCUCAAAUGUCAACAGAAACUCAACGAUAGAGAACACAAGGCGGCAUAUAGGUAAAGGUGUACACCUGUAUUAUGUUGGUGGCGAGGUGUACGCUGAAUGUUUAUCUGAUUCUGCAAUCUUUGUACAAAGUCGGAACUGCAAUUACCAUCAUGGAUUCCAUCCAACCACAGUUUGCAAAAUACCUCCUGGUUGCAGCCUUAAAAUUUUUAACAAUCAGGAAUUUGCCACUCUGCUAACACAAAGUGUAAAUCACGGAUUUGAGGCUGUGUAUGAGCUCACAAAGAUGUGCACUAUAAGAAUGUCCUUUGUCAAGGGCUGGGGAGCUGAAUAUCAUAGACAGGAUGUAACAUCUACGCCAUGUUGGAUUGAGGUUCAUCUCCAUGGUCCUCUGCAGUGGUUAGAUAAAGUUCUAACCCAGAUGGGAAGUCCUGGAAAUCAUAUUUCAUCUGUUUCGUAAACUAAACAGAAAAUAAAAGAUUUUAUAGAAAAAGGCUGAUGACCCUGUUUUUCAGUGAGCAAGCUCUUUCAUCAAUUUAUCUUAAAUCAACCUUUAAUCAACUGAACCCUGCACUACACCGGACACCCGACAAUCGACAAAAUUCAGUUUAAAUAAUUAUUUUUAGUAUUAUAUGUGGUUUUAAAAACUAAUUUUAAACAAUUUUUAAAUUUAAAGCAUUUUCUGAAGAUUAAGUGUUUUGGUCAACAAAAUUAUUGUUUG
This is a messenger RNA of Eurytemora carolleeae, 1778 nucleotides long. It is a transcript of the gene Mad, whose product is annotated as protein mothers against dpp. Gene Ontology annotation, cellular component: heteromeric SMAD protein complex. Bases 156 to 1517 code for a protein of 453 amino acids. NCBI's taxonomy places the organism in Eukaryota, Metazoa, Arthropoda, Copepoda, Calanoida, Temoridae. Gene Ontology annotation, molecular function: DNA-binding transcription factor activity, RNA polymerase II-specific; RNA polymerase II cis-regulatory region sequence-specific DNA binding; I-SMAD binding. Gene Ontology annotation, biological process: transforming growth factor beta receptor signaling pathway; BMP signaling pathway; SMAD protein signal transduction. The transcript is spliced from 13 exons. The record is from RefSeq and is a predicted model, not a curated record.